Messenger RNA from Hemibagrus wyckioides, 6528 nucleotides. Its product is annotated as myosin-9-like. Lineage: Eukaryota; Metazoa; Chordata; Actinopteri; Siluriformes; Bagridae. The transcript is spliced from 41 exons. Gene Ontology annotation, cellular component: myosin complex. The coding region runs from base 197 to 6082 and encodes 1961 amino acids. The record is from RefSeq and is a predicted model, not a curated record. Gene Ontology annotation, molecular function: ATP binding; actin filament binding; cytoskeletal motor activity.
AGAGAGAGAGAGAGAGAGAGAGAGAGAGAGUGUAAAAAAAGAGAAAGAAAGAGACUGAGAGGCGCUCGUUAGCUUUGAACGGAGGAAGUUUGCGGCGCUGUGUGACAGAGAGAGAUCCUGGAUAAAGCACUAACCGGCGACUGUCUUUCUCUUCAUCCACCUGGGACAGAAAAAAGCGUCUUAACAAGCAGCAACCAUGUCGGCUGCAGAUAAGUACCUGUACGUGGACCGCUCGGUGGUCAACAACCCGCUGGCGCAGGCCGACUGGGCCUCCAAGAAGCUGGUGUGGGUUCCGUCGGAGCGCCUGGGCUUCGAGGCCGGCUCGCUCAGGGAGGAGCAUGGAGAUGAGGUGGUGGUGGAGCUCGCCGACUCGGGCAAGAAGAUCCGCAUCAACAAGGACGACAUCCAGAAGAUGAACCCGCCCAAGUUCAACAAGGUGGAGGACAUGGCCGAGCUGACCUGCCUGAAUGAGGCGUCCGUGCUGCACAACCUGAAGGAGAGAUACUACUCCGGCCUCAUCUACACGUACUCAGGGCUGUUCUGCGUGGUGAUCAACCCCUACAAGAACCUGCCCAUUUACUCAGAGGAGAUCGUAGAUAUGUACAAGGGCAAGAAGAGGCAUGAGAUGCCACCGCACAUCUACGCCAUCACAGACACGGCCUACAGGAGCAUGAUGCAGGACCGUGAGGAUCAGUCCAUCCUGUGCACGGGUGAGUCCGGCGCUGGGAAAACAGAGAACACCAAAAAGGUCAUUCAGUAUCUGGCCCAUGUGGCUUCUUCUCACAAGACCAAGAAAGACCAGAGCAGCUCGGUCCUGUCACAUGGUGAGCUGGAGAAGCAGCUCCUGCAGGCUAACCCCAUCCUUGAGGCCUUCGGAAAUGCCAAAACGGUCAAGAACGACAACUCCUCGCGAUUCGGAAAAUUCAUCCGGAUCAACUUUGACGUUAACGGUUACAUCGUCGGCGCCAACAUCGAGACCUACCUGCUGGAGAAAUCCCGCGCCAUCCGCCAGGCCAGAGAGGAGAGAACCUUCCACGUCUUCUACUACAUGCUGACCGGAGCUGGAGACAAACUGCGCAAUGAACUGUGUCUGGAGGGCUACAGCAAGUAUCGCUUCCUCUCUAAUGGAAACGUGACCAUCCCUGGACAGCAGGACAAAGACAUGUUCGUUGAAACCUUGGAGGCCAUGCGCAUCAUGGGCAUCCCUGAGGACGAGCAGAUCGGUCUGCUGCGUGUCGUCUCCUCUGUCCUGCAGCUGGGGAACAUCAGCUUUAAGAAGGAGCGUCACUCGGACCAAGCCUCCAUGCCUGAUGACACAGCGGCUCAGAAGGUGUCCCACCUGAUGGGCAUGAACGUGACGGACUUCACCCGCGCCAUCCUGAGCCCCCGCAUCAAGGUGGGCCGGGACUACGUGCAGAAGGCGCAGACGCAGGAGCAGGCGGAGUUCGCCGUUGAGGCUCUGGCCAAAGCCACGUACGAGAGGAUGUUCCGCUGGCUGGUCAUGCGCAUCAACAAAGCUCUGGACAAGACCAAGCGCCAGGGAGCGUCCUUCAUCGGCAUCCUGGACAUCGCCGGUUUUGAGAUCUUCGAGCUGAACUCCUUCGAGCAGCUGUGCAUCAACUACACCAACGAGAAACUGCAGCAGCUCUUCAACCACACCAUGUUCAUCCUGGAGCAGGAGGAGUACCAGCGCGAGGGCAUCGAGUGGAGCUUCAUCGACUUCGGCCUCGACCUGCAGCCCUGCAUCGACCUCAUCGAGAAACCUGCGAGUCCUCCGGGGAUCCUGGCCCUGCUGGAUGAGGAGUGCUGGUUCCCCAAAGCCACAGACAAGAGCUUUGUGGAGAAGGUUCUGCAGGAGCAGGGCACACACCCCAAAUUCUUCAAACCCAAGAAACUGAAGGACGAAGCUGAUUUCUGCAUCAUCCACUACGCUGGAAAGGUGGACUACAAAGCUGACGAGUGGCUGAUGAAGAACAUGGACCCUCUGAACGAUAACGUGGCCUCGCUGCUCAACCAGUCCACUGAUAAGUUUGUGUCCGAGCUGUGGAAGGACGUGGACCGGAUCGUGGGCCUGGAUAAGGUGGCGGGAAUGUCGGAGAUGCCUGGAGCAUUUAAGACCCGUAAGGGAAUGUUCAGGACGGUGGGUCAGCUCUAUAAGGAGCAGCUGUCCAAGCUGAUGGCCACGCUGAGGAACACUAACCCCAACUUCGUCCGGUGCAUCAUCCCAAACCACGAGAAGAAGGCGGGUAAACUGGACCCUCACCUGGUUCUGGACCAGCUCAGGUGUAACGGUGUGUUGGAGGGGAUCCGUAUCUGCAGACAGGGCUUCCCUAACCGCAUCGUCUUCCAGGAGUUCAGACAGAGGUACGAGAUCCUCACCCCCAACGCCAUCCCCAAGGGCUUCAUGGACGGCAAACAGGCCUGUGUGCUGAUGAUCAAAGCUCUGGAGCUGGACCCGAACCUGUACCGAAUCGGACAGAGCAAGGUGUUCUUCCGUGCCGGAGUCCUGGCUCACCUGGAGGAGGAGCGUGAUAUGAAGAUCACUGACGUCAUCAUCAGCUUCCAGGCCUGGUGCCGUGGCUACGUCGCCCGAAAGGCGUUUGCUAAGAGGCAGCAGCAGCUGACAGCCAUGAGAGUGAUCCAGAGGAACUGUGCUGCUUACCUGAAGCUCAGGAACUGGCAGUGGUGGAGACUCUUCACUAAGGUGAAGCCUCUGCUCCAGGUGAGCCGCCAGGAGGAGGAGAUGCAGGCCAAAGACGAGGAGCUGAACAAAGUCCGCGAGAAACAGGUGCAGGCUGAGAAAAUGCUGGAGGAGAUGGAGGUCAAACACCAGCAGCUGAACGCGGAGAAGAUGGCUCUACAGGAGCAGCUGCAGGCUGAGAUGGACCUCUGCGCCGAAGCGGAUGAGAUGAGGAACCGGCUGGUGGCCAAGAAGCAGGAGCUGGAGGAGAUCCUGCAUGACCUGGAGGCUCGAGUUGAGGAGGAGGAGGAGAGAGCCAGUCACCUUCAGGCAGAGAAGAAGAAGAUGCAGCAGAACAUCACGGAUCUGGAGCAGCAGCUGGACGAGGAGGAGGCGGCUCGGCAGAAGCUGCAGUUGGAGCGCGUCACCAUGGAGGCCAAGCUGAAGAAGAUCGAGGAGGACGUCAUGGUGCUGGACGACCAGAACAACAAGCUAAACAAGGAGAAGAAGCUGUUGGAGGAGAGGAUCAGCGAGUUCACCACCAACCUGGCCGAGGAGGAGGAGAAGUCCAAGAGCCUGCAGAAGCUGAAGAACAAACACGAGGCCAUGAUCACAGACCUGGAGGAUCGUCUACGCCGGGAGGAGAAAAUGAGGCAGGAGCUGGAGAAGAACCGCAGGAAGUUGGAGGGCGACUCCACCGAGCUUCACGAUCAGAUCGCUGAACUCCAGGCCCAGAUCGCCGAGCUCCGAGCUCAGCUCGCCAAGAAGGAGGAGGAGCUUCAGGACGCUCUGGCCAGGAUCGAGGAAGAGGCGGCGCAGAAGAACCUGGCCCAGAAGAAGAUCCGUGAGCUGGAGGCACAGCUGAGCGAGCUGCAGGAAGACCUGGAGCUGGAACGAGCUGCCCGCACCAAGGCCGAGAAACACCGCCGUGACCUGGGAGAGGAGCUGGAGGCCCUGAAGACAGAGCUGGAGGACACACUGGACACCACUGCUGCUCAGGAGGCACUCAGGACGAAGCGUGAGACAGAGGUGGCACAGCUGAAGAAGAAUCUGGAGGAGGAAGCUAAGAACCACGAGCAGAUUGUGGUAGAAUUGAGACAGAAACAUGGCCAGGCUUUCGAUGAGCUCAAUGAGCAGCUGGAGCAGGCCAAGAGGAACAAGGCAUCAGUGGACAAGGUGAAGCAGACCCUGGAGUCGGAGCGUAACGAGCUGCAGAUCGAGCUGCAGGGGCUGAUGCAGGGUAAGACCGAGUCGGAGCACCGCAGGAAGAAGGCUGAGGCUCAGGUGCAGGAGCUGCAGAUCAAACAUGCUGAGAGCGAGAAGCAGAAAGCAGAGCUGAUGGAGAAAGUCUCCAAGCUGCAGGCGGAGCUCGAUAACGUCAGCAGCGUGUUGAGUGAAGUGGAGGGAAAAUCUAUCAAAGCAGUCAAAGACUGCUCAGCUGUGGAGUCCCAACUGCAGGAUGUCCAGGAGCUGCUCCAGGAGGAGACUCGUCAGAAACUGUCUGCCAGCACACGGAUGAGGCAGCUGGAGGAGGAACAUAACAACCUGAGGGAACAGCUGGAGGAAGAGGAGGAGGCCAAGAGGAACAUGGAGAAACAGUUGAUCACAACUCAGGCCCAGCUGGCUGAUAUGAGGAAGAAGAUGGAGCAGGAGGUGUGUUCUCUGGAGAGUGCAGAGGAGGUGAAGAAGCGCCUGCAGCGCGACCUGGAGGCCGUCACUCAGCGCAUGGAUGAGAGGAACCUGGCCUACGACAAAUUGGACAAGACCAAGACCCGUCUGCAGCAGGAGCUGGAUGACCUGGUGGUGGACCAGGACCAUCUGAGGCAGAUCGUCUCCAACCUGGAGAAGAAGCAGAAGAAGUUUGACCAGAUGUUGGCGGAGGAGAAGGCUAUCUCUGCUCGCUAUGCUGAGGAGCGUGACCGGGCUGAAGCCGAGGCUCGGGAGAAGGAGACGCGCGCCCUGGCUCUGACCCGUGAGCUCGAGACCCUGUCAGACCUGAAGACUGAACUGGAGCGAGCCAACAAGGCUCUCAGGACCGAGAUGGAGGACCUCGUCUCCUCCAAGGACGACGUCGGCAAGAGCGUGCACGAGCUGGAGAAGUCGAAGCGUGGCAUGGAGCAGCAGCUGGAGGAGAUGCGCACACAGCUGGAGGAGCUGGAGGACGAGCUGCAGGCCACCGAGGACGCCAAGCUGAGACUGGAGGUCAACAUGCAGGCCAUGAAGGCUCAGUACGAGAGAGACCUGGCUGGCCGAGACGAGAUGGGAGAGGAGAAGAAGAGGCAGCUCGUCAAACAGGUGAGAGAGAUGGAGAUGGAGCUGGAAGACGAGAGGAAGCAGCGCUCGGUUGCCGUGGCUGCGCGUAAGAAGAUGGAGCUGGACCUGAAGGAGCUGGAGGCCGCCAUCGACCAGGCCAACAAGAACCGAGACGAGGCCCUCAAACAGCUCAAGAAGCUUCAGGCUCAGAUGAAGGAUGUGCUGCGGGAGCUGGAUGAGAUGCGUCUCUCCAGAGAGGAGAUUCUGGCGCAGAGCAAAGAGAACGAGAAGAAGGUCAAGAGCAUGGAGGCAGACAUGAUCCAAAUGCAGGAGGAGCUGGCUGCAGCAGAGCGGGCAAAGAGACAGGCUCAGCAGGAGAGAGACGAGCUGCAGGAUGAGAUCAACAACCAGAACAGCAAGAACGCUCUGACGGUGGAGGAGAAGAGACGUCUGGAGGCUCGCAUCGCUCAGCUGGAGGAGGAGCUGGAGGAGGAACAGAACAGCAUCGAGCUGGUCAACGAUCGCCUCAAGAGAGCCAUGCUGCAGUCGGACCAGAUGAACGUGGAACUGACGGCCGAGCGCAGCACUGCCCAGCGCCUGGAGGGGGCUCGCUCACAGAUGGAGCGCCAGAACAAGGAGAUGAAGCUGAAGCUGACGGAGCUGGAAGGAGCAGUGAAGAGCAAAUACAAGUCCUCCAUCACCGCCCUGGAGGCCAAAAUCGCACAGCUCGAAGAACAGCUGGACAUUGAGACCAGAGAGAGGCAGGCAGCCACCAAACUGGUGCGUCGUUCAGAGAAGAAGCUGAAGGAAGUCAUCCUGCAAGUGGAUGAUGAGAGACGUAACGCUGACCAGUACAAAGACCAGAUGGAGAAGCUGAACAGCCGUAUGAAGCAGCUGAAGAGGCAGCUGGAGGAGGCCGAGGAGGAGGCACAGAGAGCCAACGCCAACCGCAGGAAGCUGCAGAGAGAGCUGGAGGACGCCACCGAGUCGGCUGACGCCAUGAACCGCGAGGUCUCCUCACUGAAGAGCAAGCUGAGACGUGGGGAUAUUCCCGCUUUCACCAUGCGCCGUAUCGUCAGCCGCGCAGGCGUCGAAAGCGACGAAGAGCCUGAAGCCAAGACCGAGACUCCUGAACCCAAACCGGAGUGAACAAACACACACACCACACACACUCACACACACGUAAUAGACCACUGUCUACUGAAAUUUGAUUUAAUUUUAGUGCCAUACACACACACACACACACAAUAUCUCUCUGACAAUCAAUACUCCAGUCCACAGUCACUCACCCGAGGACCAAAUGAUCUCUUUUUGUUGUUGUUGUUUUUUGUUGGCGUGUAUUCACCGGGAUUCUGAAGACGGGGACGAUAUUUUUGUAAGGAUCUGUUCCUCCUCUUCUCCUUCUCCUCCUCCCCCCUAGGCUUGCGUCUCCAUCUAUUUUUCUAACCGAAAUCACGGGAGUGAAGUUUUUUUGGUUUUUUGUUUUUUUUUUUCCGCACAAGCAAAGUGACAAAUAAAAAAAACAAUGUAGGAAGGGGACCAAAAUAAAUAAAUAAAAAUAAAUAAAUAAAACGAAAGAGAGGAAGAAAAAAAAA